This is a messenger RNA of Fragaria vesca subsp. vesca, 2117 nucleotides long. Its product is annotated as phospholipase C 3-like. Gene Ontology annotation, biological process: phospholipid catabolic process. Gene Ontology annotation, molecular function: hydrolase activity, acting on ester bonds. The record is from RefSeq and is a predicted model, not a curated record. The transcript is spliced from 4 exons. The coding region runs from base 229 to 1785 and encodes 518 amino acids. NCBI's taxonomy places the organism in Eukaryota, Viridiplantae, Streptophyta, Magnoliopsida, Rosales, Rosaceae.
GUGAGACAAUGGUACCGUAUAAUCAUGGGGUAGUUCGACACUUUGAUGGGAACAUGUUUGUCCACAAGUCCAACCAAACCUUCCUGUUCAUCAUCGUCGAUCAUCAUCUCUGUCUAUAAAACCAAGCUCCACCAUUACCAUUAUCAAAUACAAAACGUGGACUAAACAAAACUUCCAUAACCUUUUGCGCUACCAGAAAACCAAGCUCCACCAUUACCACCACCAAAAAUGGUUUCGGAGUCGAGCAACUCCGCCACAAGUAGUAGCAGCCCCAUCAAAACAGUGGUGGUUUUGGUCCAAGAGAACCGCUCCUUCGACCACAUGCUGGGGUGGAUGAAGUCCCUAAACCCUGAGAUCGACGGCGUCACCGGAGCCGAGUCCAACCUCCUCUCCACCUCCGACCCCAACUCCAAACGUGUCUUCUUCGCUGACAACUCCGCCUACGUCGACCCUGACCCCGGCCACUCCAUCCAAGACGUCUACGAGCAAGUCUUCGGCGAGCCAUGGUCGGAGGCCUCGGCGUCCAAGAACCUCACCCCAACAAUGGAGGGGUUUGCUCAAAACGCUGAAAGAAAGCAAGCCGGGCUGGCCGAGACGGUGAUGAACGGGUUCAAGCCGGAGAACAUUGCAGUGUAUAGGGAGCUGGUGAGUGAGUUUGCCGUGUGUGACAGGUGGUUUGCUUCUGUGCCGGCGUCGACGCAGCCGAACCGGCAGUACGUGCACUCUGCGACGUCGCAUGGACUUUCCGGGAAUGAUACCAAGUUGCUGAUUGAAGGGCUGCCGCAGAAGACCAUAUUUGAGUCCAUGGAGGAGGCUGGCUACUCUUUUGGAAUCUACUAUCAGACCCCUCCUGCAACCCUUUUGUACAGGAAUCUAAGAAAGUUGAAGUACAUCGAUAACUUCCAUCAGUUUGAUCUACAUUUCAAGAAGCAUUGCGAGGAGGGGAAAUUACCCAACUAUACAGUUGUGGAACAAAGAUUCUUCGACAUAUUGUCCUUUCCUGCCAACGAUGAUCACCCGUCUCAUGACGUCUCAGAGGGUCAGAAAUUUGUAAAGAAAGUAUAUGAAGCACUGCGAUCAAGUCCUCAAUGGAAUGAAAUGUUGUUCAUAAUCGUAUACGACGAGCACGGCGGAUUCUACGAUCAUGUUCCGACGCCUGUUAAAGAUGUUCCUAGUCCGGAUGACAUCGCCGGUCCUGCGCCAUACAACUUCAAAUUCGACCGUCUUGGUGUUAGGGUUCCGGCAUUCCUAAUUUCACCCUGGAUUGAGCGAGGAACAGUGUUGCAUGGGCCUUCGGGGCCAUAUCCUUCCUCAGAGUUUGAACACUCCUCAAUAGCAGCAACUGUUAAGAAGAUUUUCAAUCUAAAAGAGUUUCUCACUAAGCGUGAUGCUUGGGCGGGAACCUUUGAUGUUAUAUUGACUAGAACAACUCCAAGAACUGAUUGCCCAGUUACCAUGCCUGAACCAGUGAAACUACGAGAGGCUGGAUCUAAAGACGAUGCGAAGAUAAGUGAUUUCCAAGAAGAACUAGUUCAAUUAGCUGCAGCACUGAACGGGGAUUACAAGAAGGAUACUUAUCCUCACAAAUUGGUUGAGAAUAUGACUUGUUCAGAGGCUCAUAAAUAUGUGGAAGAAGCGUUUAAAAAGUUUCAAGACGAAUGCGAGAAAGCUCGAAAAAAUGGAACGGAUGAAUCUAAGAUUAUCGUCUGCGAAAACUCUCUACCAUUGCAGUCGCAAAAAUCGUUUGCUCAUAAGAUAUUCUCUUGUUUAGUUUGUGAUAAUUGAGAACUACUCGAUUACUGUGUUUGGAGUUCUGUGACUCGGUGAGGAUAUGUGUUUACACAGUAUUGUUUUGAGCAAAAUGCUUGGGAUCCCUAAUUUGUAUACCAAAUUUUGGAUCACAAAUGACUCAUAAUUUUUUAUUUCAUAUUUUCAAUAUGUCAUCAAAAUAAUUACUUUUCUUUGAUAAAAACAAUAAACAUAUCUAAAUUAUGGUCUAUUAGAGGAUUGAGUUCAUCUAGUUUGACAAGGUACAGAAUGCUAGGGUCUCUGGUUAUUACAGAGACAUGUUGUUUGGGCGGAACUUCGGAUUCGUGAUGGCAGCGAUGAGCCUGGUG